UUAAUUCUUUAAAAAUGGCUCUAAAUAACACAGAUAAUUCAACAAAAUCAAUUAAUAAUUUGCAAAAAUCAAAUUGUACUUUAACAACAAAAUCAAUAAUUAAAAGUUCAAAAAGGAAAAGAAUUGAAGAAUAUUAUAAAAAGCAACACGAACUUUAUGAAAAGUUUGAACAGGACAGGAAAAGAAUUCAUGAAGCUCAACAAUUACGACUUCUACAAUCACAGAAUCAAAGUUUAAGUGCCACAGAGACUUCAAAAAUACUUCAACCAGAUUCUGAUCAAUUAGCUGGACCAGUCGAUUCUGAUGCUUCUCUUCUUUUGGAUAAUCAACCAAAAAGUCCACCAUCAGAGCCAUUAAUUGAUUUUCUCGAACAAGGGCUUUCUUUACAUGUUUCUUCUUCCUCAAACCGAACAAAAAGAAAAUCUCUCAAAAAAUCAAAAACAGAAGAAGAAUUGGCAAAAACAGCUAGGAGAUUGGCUUUUUGUACUUUAAUGGUUAAUGUGGCAUUAACAAUUGCUAAAGCUAUUGCCUCAUAUCUUUCCGGCAGUUUGUCUAUAAUUUCUUCUUUGGUGGAUUCUUUAGUGGAUAUUACAUCUGGUCUUGUAAUUUGGCUAACGGGCAGAGCAAUUAGAAAACGAGAUCCAAAUCUUUAUCCUGUUGGAAGAACUCGUUUAGAACCAAUUGCUUUGAUUGUUGUCAGUGUUAUUAUGGCUGUUGCAAGUAUUCAAAUGAUUGUGCAAUCAUUAGAAUCAAUUAUUAAAAACAAUAUACAUCCAAAAGUUGAUUUAUUUACUGUUGGAAUUAUGAUUGGUACAAUUUUUGUUAAAUUGUGUCUUUUCUUUCUUUGCAGCAGAUUUAAAUCUGAUUUAUCUAUUCGAGUGCUUGCCCAAGACCACCGAAAUGACUGUCUUUCAAAUGCUAUAGCUUUAAUUUGUGCCUUUGGUGCUCAAAAAUUUUGGCUUUAUUUGGACCCGAUUGGGGCUAUUAUUGUUGCUUUAUAUAUAGCAGUUACAUGGUAUAAAACAGGAAAGGAACAUUUGGUUAUGCUUGUUGGACGAUCUGCAGAACCAGAAUUUAUUAUUCGAAUAAUUAAAGUUUGUAUAGACCAUGACGAGCGUAUUGAAUAUAUCGAUACUGUUUAUGUUUAUCAUUUUGGUACUCGAUUUUUGGUUGAAGUGCAUAUUGUUUUGGAUGAAAAUAUGAGAUUAAAAGAAGCCCAUGAUAUUGCAGAAUCUUUACAAAAUUCAAUCGAAUCAUUUUCUGAAGUUGAAAGGGCUUUUGUACAUGUGGACUAUGAAUUUGAGCAUAAUCCAUUAGAUGAACAUAAACUCCCAUAAAUAAUUGGUUAUUA
Molecule: messenger RNA, 1351 nt
Organism: Meloidogyne enterolobii
Lineage: Eukaryota; Metazoa; Nematoda; Chromadorea; Rhabditida; Meloidogynidae
Source: the annotation of a GenBank genome assembly